This is a messenger RNA of Haemorhous mexicanus (house finch), 681 nucleotides long. RefSeq names its product basic proline-rich protein-like. NCBI's taxonomy places the organism in Eukaryota, Metazoa, Chordata, Aves, Passeriformes, Fringillidae. The transcript has a single exon. The record is from RefSeq and is a predicted model, not a curated record. Bases 1 to 681 code for a protein of 226 amino acids.
AUGUGGCGUCCCGUCGCGGCUCCGCUGCUCUGGGCGGCUCGGCACGGCUCGGCUCGGCUCUGCCCUCCCCCCGGCCGCCCCUCGGCCAGCCCCUCGCCACCAGAGCCGCCCCGCCGCCGCUGCCCGCCGGCGGGGUCCCCGGGGCCCCCCGCUUCCUGCCCGCCGCGGCCCCCGCCCCAGCCGCGCCGGGCACCGCGGCCCCCGCCGGCCCCGCCGCCGCCACAUCUGCUCCUCGUUAGGCCGGGCCGGGGCCGGGGCAGCCAGGGAGGCCGGGCAGGGGGCCAGGGCGCGGGCGGCCAGCGAGGCGGCCGCGGCUACCGCUGCGGCACCGGCCCGCCGCGGCCAUCGGUGCCCCACGGCCGCCGCUCCGCCGCUAGCACCGGCUCCGACACCGGCUUCGCACGGUGCCCCGCGUCUCGCCGACCGCCGGUGGCCUCGCUGCUCGCCCCGCACUGGGCACAGCGGCGACAGGUCCCUGCACCGGCGCCGCAUCCUGCGGUGCCACGUCCCCGCGUGCCCGUGAGCCCGCGCCAGGUGACACGUCCCGGUGCCCGCACCGAGCCCGGUGCUGCCCCGCGCUCCCGGCCCCACCCCGACACCGUGCUGGGGACACUGGCGACACUGGGGACACUGGGACGCCAGCGGUCACACCGCGGCCACCCCGGGCCGCCGUGGCCCUGA